Messenger RNA from Mycosarcoma maydis (corn smut), 1887 nucleotides. RefSeq names its product putative xylulokinase. The transcript has a single exon. Bases 1 to 1887 code for a protein of 628 amino acids. Gene Ontology annotation, cellular component: cytosol. Gene Ontology annotation, molecular function: D-xylulokinase activity. The record is from RefSeq and is a predicted model, not a curated record. Gene Ontology annotation, biological process: D-xylose metabolic process; xylulose metabolic process. NCBI's taxonomy places the organism in Eukaryota, Fungi, Basidiomycota, Ustilaginomycetes, Ustilaginales.
AUGGAAGGCACAUCACCUUUCUUCCUCGGCCUCGAUGCGAGCACUCAGGCGCUCAAGGCCUCCCUGCUCGACGUGGACCUCAACGUGCUCUCUGAGCUUGAAAUCCGUUUCGACCGUGACCUUCCUCAGUACAAGACUACCGGCGGUAUAUCCGCACCCGCCGCCGACGAUGACCAAGGCACUGUGGUUGCUCCAGUUAUGCUAUACGUCGAGUCGAUCGACAUGCUUGCUGAGCGCAUGCGAUCUGCCUCUUGGCCACUUUCUCGCAUCCGUGCUAUUUCCGCCGCAGGUCAGCAGCAUGCUUCCGUCUACUUUUCUCGUGCUGCACCGCGUAUCUUUACCACCCUCUCCGCUGAAAAGACGCUCACCGAGCAGGUCGAGCAGGCUUUUAGCAGAAAAGUUGUUCCAAACUGGCAGGACUCUUCCACCGUGGAUGCGUGCAAGGCAUUUGAAAAGGCAGUCGGUGGAGCAGAAAAAUUGGCCCAAAUGACGGGAUCGAAAGCGCAUACGAGGUUCACAGGUCCUCAAAUCUACAAGUUCAGAACGCAGCAGCCGCAGGCGUACAAGGACACCGAACGAAUCGGUCUCGUAUCGAGCUUCAUCACCACCCUGCUGUGUGUCGGGCAAGGAGAGGAUGAAAGCUCAGUGAUCAAGGGCAUCGACGAAGCAGACGCUUGUGGAAUGAACUUGCUCGACAUGCGGCCCGCUUCUUCGAUUACAGCCACAAAAGGCAGGAUCGAGCCAGGAUGGAACCAGACACUGCUGGCCCUUGCGUCGGGCGAGAGCGAAGGCUCAGACGCUUCCCUAGGAGGAGCUGUCGAACUAGAGAGGAAGCUCGGUAGCAUCUACCGUGAUGCAGGUACGCCCGUAGCAAAAAUCGGUAGCUGGUGGACGAAAAAGUACGGGUUCAGCCCCGACUGCCAUGUCUUCCCCGGAACCGGCGACAACCCCGCUACCUUUCUCGCUUUCAGCUUGGCCGAACGGGAGGCGAUCAUCAGCUUGGGCACUUCGGACACGGUCAUGGUAGCAACGCAUCAAUUCGUGCCCGAUCCAGACUUUCACGCCUUCUUCCACCCGGCCAGACUGCCGUCGAGUGGAGACGCCUUCUUUAACAUGCUCGUCUACAAGUCCGGAAGCUUGGCCCGCGAGUGGAUUCGCGAUCAGUACUGCAAUAGCGACUGGGCUGCAUUCAACGCCGAUGUGGAAAAGUUCAAGCUGCAGCAAGAUGGAGAACAGAGAGCUGGAUUUUAUUGGCUAAGGCCCGAGAUCAUUCCUCCUGGUGCAUCCGGUAUUUAUCGCUACAUCAAACCGUCGACGUGCGGUGAAUGGCAAAAGGUAGACGAUUUCAGCGACAAGGGAAUGAAUGCAAGCGGCAUUCUCGAGACGCAGAUGCUCAACUACCGAUACCGUUCUUCAUCGAUCGUUGCUGGCCCUACGACAUCCUCAGGUUCGGCUGUGGAUACCUCGGUGCUACCCUUGCAAGCGAUCUACGCUGUGGGAGGUGCCUCAUCCAACCCGACGAUCACGCAAACAAUGGCUGACGUCUUUGGCUGUGACAUUGUCAAGCCGGUCCAGCCCGCUCAGGACGGCAAGGAAUGGACUCCGGCCAACUACAACUUUUGCUCGGUGGGGGCAGCGUACAAAGCAGCAUGGGGAUGGAGCAGGCUACAGUUGAAAGCGGGCGAAAAGGUGCCCGAAUUUGACGAGUUUGUGCACACGACCAAGUCUAGCCAGGCGAAGCGUGCCGGGUCAGUGCGAGAGGGAACGGGUGAGGUGAAAGGCAGUGUACAAGUAAUUUGCCGACCAACCGAAGGUAGAACGCAGGUAUAUACCAAUGUCAUUGGCGCGUGGAAGCAGCUCGAGGAACGGGCUCAAAAGGAACAAUAG